Molecule: messenger RNA, 1065 nt
Organism: Drepanopeziza brunnea f. sp. 'multigermtubi' MB_m1
Lineage: Eukaryota; Fungi; Ascomycota; Leotiomycetes; Helotiales; Drepanopezizaceae
Source: RefSeq, a predicted model, not a curated record
AUGGAGUUGCAUGUACUUCGGUUUGUCGAACAAGAGUGGAUAAGUGGCAACAAUACGUCGCUUGCUGGUGUUGCAAGCACAACUUCAUCUACCAAGACUUGCAGAGCUAACAAUUCAUCACAAACUACUUCUUUUAGCCCUCCCAUUUCUGCUGUUAUCGCAAGCCCGUCAAAAGCUCCUAUCGAGCCCGCCAGUAACCCUUUGGUCUCUCCUUCCGUCGAAAAGGUCACGGUGUCUAGCGUGGAACUAAAAAACGUCUUCGACUUUGCCAACGUUAUCAAGGAAAAUGUGGCCCAGAUUACCCUCGAACGUCUUACCGGCCUGUACAAUAAAGCUCUUGAUGAUGCUCUGAAAGCUGUCUUAGGUUCUGCCGCAGUAAUUGAAAACCUAGCAGCUCGCUCAUUACAACACCGUGAAUAUCGCCCGCAGCUUCGCUCUGUUUCGAAACCUCCCUACCGAGAUCCGAGCGGUCAUCUGGAGGAAAGCCUCACCAGCUUCUCGCAUUCUGAAUACAAGAUUUUCGGACUGUGUCACACCCUGAUCAACCCGCUCACCGAUACUCUCUUGAUCCAGCGAACUUCCCACAAGCCAAUCUCAUACCUCCGAAAGAUGAUGGAUGUCUCUGCCUGGUCGAACAAUGCCCUGAAGGAGGUCCAGAAUGCCGUCUUCGGCACAGCAGGUCUCAGAAAUCGCGGUUUUAUAAGGCAUGGAUUCGCACGCCACGCGCCGGGUCAGCAGAAGGUCGGCCGGACUAUUACCGGAUACUGCCAGAUCCUGUCAUUUCCCUUUCCUAUAACCAGCCAAAUGGUCAGCGAUUAUCGCCCAAAAACGUCAGAGACCACCCUCGGCCGCGACGACUUCCCCGAUGUCUCUCGGUGCCUCUCAAAGAUCAGCGGUGUAGUAAUCCUGCCCCAAACAAACCUCUUCGCCAACAACGCGCCGAAGACUUUGGCGGCUGGCCACACGGUCGGCACCUACGCCCUGGUCGAGGGCAACAGCUUCGACAACACCAAGACUCCCGUUACCGCGGGAUUUUCGAGAACCAGACAGUUUAAGAGCACAUGA